ACUCAAAGCUUCGAAGUUAAAUAAUCUCGAAGAUAUACUAAGACCGCAGGGAGAAAAUACGAUCAUGCAAGACCUUUUUAUACAACUGAGCUCAGCGGUCGGGGGUCUGAUGAUAAUCAUGGCCCUCUUCCGAGACCAUUUCCCGCCUCAACUUCGUGACCUUCUCGAGAAAUACACCAGCAAACUCGUUAGAUUGUUGUAUCCCUACAUCGAGAUCACCUUCCCUGAGUACACGGGCGAGUGGUUCAAGAAGAGUGACGUCUACACCGCCAUCCAGAACUACCUAACCGAGAAGGCGACCAUGAGAGCUAAGAAGCUAAAGGCUGAUACCAUCAAAGGCAGCCAAUCCUUGAUCCUAACUAUGGCAGACAACGAGGAGGUCACGGACAAGUUCCAGGGCGCCAAGCUCUGGUGGUCCUCCAACAAGAUAGUUCCCCGGGGCAUGUCCCUGUCGUUCUAUCCUGCCACGGAAGAGAGGAGGUUCUACAGGCUCACCUUCCAUAAACGUCACCGGGACUUGAUCACGGAUACGUAUAUCAAGCAUGUUGUGAAUGAGGGGAAGGCAAUCGCAAUGAAGAAUCGGCAGAGGAAGCUCUUCACCAAUACCCCAAGCGGAAACUGGUCUGGUUACAAGUCAACCAAGUGGAACCACGUGGUUUUCGAGCACCCCGCGACCUUCGAUACCCUGGCAAUGGAGCCAAAGAAGAAGCAGGAGAUCAUGAGCGACCUAAAGAAGUUCAGCGAAGGGAAGGAAUACUACAAAAAGAUCGGGAAGGCCUGGAAACGAGGGUACCUCCUCUAUGGCCCGCCAGGGACAGGCAAGUCCACGAUGAUUGCUGCUAUGGCGAAUUUCAUGAGUUACGAUGUGUACGAUUUGGAGCUGACAACGGUCAAGGACAACUCGGAGUUGAGGAAGCUGCUGAUUGAUACUUCGGGCAAGUCCAUAAUUGUGAUCGAGGAUAUUGACUGCUCACUCGACCUCACAGGACAGAGGAAGAAGGCAAAGAAGAAGAAAGAGGAUGACAAGGAUGAGGAAGGUAAGGACCCUGCUAAAAAGAUGAAGGAGGAAGAGGAGACCAAAGAGAGCAAGGUCACUCUAUCUGGACUUUUGAACUUCAUCGAUGGGAUCUGGUCAGCCUGUGGGGGGGAGAGGAUCAUCAUCUUCACAACUAAUUUCUUCGAUAAGCUUGACCCAGCACUCAUCAGGAGAGGUAGGAUGGACAAGCACAUUGAGAUGUCCUACUGCUGCCUUGAAGCUUUCAAGGUGCUUGCGAACAACUAUUUGGAUGUGGAGUCUCAUCCUCUGUUCGGGACGAUAGAGGCGAUGCUGAAGGAGACAAACAUGACUCCAGCUGAUGUGGCGGAGAACUUGAUGCCCAAGUCGAGCACAGAAACUCCAGAGACUUGCUUGAGGAGCUUGAUCAAUGCUCUCGAGGAGGCGAAGGAGGAAGCAGCGAGAAAGAAGGCUGAGGAGGAAGAGGAAGCGAAGAAGAAGGCCGAGGAGGAGGAAGAAGCGAAGAAGAAGUCCUAAGAAGAAGAGAAAGCGAAGGAAUCGGAGGAUAAAGAUGCUGCAAAAUCGAUCGAGGAAGCCAAGGAAAAUGGGUUGGUAGCAAAUGGGAAAUUGGAAGAAGAGAAAGUAAAAGAGUGGUAUCCUUGACGGGAUUCGUUAGUAUUGGCAUUACGUUUUCAUGACAUUUCAUGGAAUUCAAACACUUCAGAAAUUUGUGGCAUAUCCGUACCGCGUGUAAAGUAUCUUACCAUGGCUUUCUCAGAAAUUGCAUCGUAUGAUUGAUUUUCAGUAUAUACAAAUUCUACAUGUUAGGGUGGUUGUCGGCGUCUAAAUCAACUUUUAAUAUGUGCGCAAUCUAUAUUGCGCACAGAAUACCAAAAUCA
Molecule: messenger RNA, 1893 nt
Organism: Punica granatum (pomegranate)
Lineage: Eukaryota; Viridiplantae; Streptophyta; Magnoliopsida; Myrtales; Lythraceae
Source: RefSeq, a predicted model, not a curated record